This is a messenger RNA of Brettanomyces bruxellensis, 2931 nucleotides long. RefSeq lists its product as uncharacterized. NCBI's taxonomy places the organism in Eukaryota, Fungi, Ascomycota, Pichiomycetes, Pichiales, Pichiaceae. The record is from RefSeq and is a predicted model, not a curated record. The coding region runs from base 1 to 2931 and encodes 976 amino acids. Gene Ontology annotation, biological process: nucleotide-excision repair, DNA gap filling; DNA biosynthetic process; double-strand break repair via nonhomologous end joining. The transcript has a single exon. Gene Ontology annotation, molecular function: DNA ligase (ATP) activity; DNA binding; ATP binding. Gene Ontology annotation, cellular component: DNA ligase IV complex.
AUGAAUAAUAAAGAAGAGUAUGAGUAUUCUGAUCUAGCUAGUCCUGUGGAGAAGGCUAGAAAAAAAAAGCCAAUCAACCAUGGACCUCUUCCUUCAUUCAGAUAUAUUGUAAACCAGCUAUUUAUUCCGGUUGAGAAUGUCACUAGAAACAGGAGAUUGCAUUUAAGUGUGAAUAAAACUGAUGUAAUUUUUAGAUUUAUUUCCAAUUACCGGCAAACAGUGGGAGAUGACAUUCUCCCGGUGGCUAGACUAUAUUUUCCAAAAUGGGAUCGAAAACGUGUGUAUAUGAUGAAGGAGCAUAAGCUUGGAAAGAUUGUUUGCGAUUAUCUCAAGCUUCAUAGGAAUGCCGAGGACUUUAAGAGAAUCCACAAUUGGAAACAGUUAUCUUACAACCAUAUGAAAACAUCAGUGCCAUUUUCAGACCUCUUGGUGGAAAUAAUAUCCAGGAGGCGAAUUUCAAGGAUUAUACCUGACAGUGAACUUCUUAACGUCAAUGAUGUAAACAUAAUCUUAGAUAAACUCAACAGUUUUGCCCAAGAUAAAAAUAUUAGCAAAGCAGAUAUUUUUCAGAAUACCAUCAACCGUAUGGGAGAUAGCGAGUUGCGUUAUUUUUUCAGAAUAGUACUCAAAGAUGAUCCGGUAGGCUCUGAAUCUGUCUUCCUAAACUGUUGGCACCCAGAUGCAAGACGAUUAUACGAUCUUACACACGACCUUAAGUUAGUAUUUUGGGGGUUGGAUGACCCAUCGUCUAGACUUUCAACCAAGCAGAAACAAAUAAGGUUGAUGCUUCCUUUUACUCCUCAACGAUGCCAAAGAGUUAGGAGUGAAUAUUCUAAGAUUGCUUCCUAUAGUUUUCACGACUUACCUUUCUUAAUCGAAGAAAAGUUUGACGGAGAAAGAAUGCAAGUUCACAUAGCACGAGAUAGUAAUGACCAUAACAAAUUGAUCUUUAAAUAUUUCACUAGAAACGCCAUGGAUUAUACAUCUAUUUAUGGAGCAAAUUCUGGAAAUGAUGUCGAUUUUACUGGGUGUAUUUCACACCUACUUAAAUCCUCGAAUUUUCAUGAAAAUAUGAAGAACUGCAUCUUAGAUGGGGAAAUGAUUUGCUAUGAUCCAGUAUUAAGAAUACCUUUACCAUAUUCGUGUGUAAAGCUAUCCGCUUUGCAUUCUCUGGCACUGGGUGAAAAUAGGGAAUUAGACAAAGAACCUCAUCCUAUGUUUAUGGCUUUUGAUUGCGUAUAUUUGAAUGAUACUUCUUUGGAAGAUUAUGAUCUUUCUCAAAGAAAAUCUGCGCUUAAUUAUGUUCUACGAAAGCCAGUAGCAAACUUGUUUACAAUUGCAGAUUAUGAAGUAGCAAGAAGCGGGGAUGAGAUUGGAAAGGCAAUGAAAAAGGCGAUUAGCAUGGAUUCAGAAGGUAUUGUUUUGAAACAUAUACAGUCAAAAUAUGUCGUUGGUAGUAUAUCAAAGGAAUGGAUCAAAGUAAAGCCAGAAUAUUUGGAAGAGUUCGGUGAAAACUUAGAUUUGGUAAUUGUUGGAAAAAUACCUGGGGCCAAGACUUCAUAUAUCUGUGCAUUAAGGGAUGAUUCAGAAGAACGAACUGUCAAGGAAGGAGGUGAGCAUAAUUCAAAUGAAAAGAGCUGCAAAUUCAUUACUCUUUGUAAAAUAGCGAAUGGCUUCUCAAUUGAAGAUUAUAGAUAUAUUGAUGAGAGGACAAAAAAUAAAUGGAAGAAGAUGGAUGAAAUGCCACAAACACCAAAAGUGAUUUUUGGAAAGGACAUACCCGAUUUCUGGAUUGAUCCCAUUGAUUCUGUGGUGAUUGAGGCUAGGGCUCGUUCAAUAGCGUUACAACCUAAGCAAACCGGUUAUGCCACAUCUACAACGUUGUAUAACGCAUAUUGCGUCAGGAUACGUCCCGACAAGGAUUGGAAAACUGCAAGCACAUUAAAUGAAUAUGACAUUUCCUCUAAUAGGGCUAAGAUACAUUCUGCUCAAACAAUUUUUAAUGGCAAAAGAAAGCGAAGGAUGCACGUGGUUUCCAAGAAGAGUCAUUUGCUAGAUGUCUUAAAUAAAGGAUAUACAACGUCGAAUAGCUCUCCAGGUAAAGUCUCUACUUUAUUUUCUGAUUAUGUUUUCAGCGUUAAGACCGAUUGCAUUUAUCACCAAGCAUUAAUGCCUAUUAGUAAACUUAACAUGGUAAUUGCUCGCUAUGGAGGAGCACUAGCAAGAGACCCUGAAUCAGUUAUCCUUAAUUCAUCUAAAAAGCAUCUGAUCAUCAUCGCUGAAAAGAUGACAUCUGAAGUUAAAGGAUUGACGGAUAAGUAUAAUAUUUUCAAAUUUAAGUGGUGUGAAGACUGCAUUACAACAGGAAUGGUCGUGUCACCAGAUAAUUCACAUAUUUUUAUAUCAGAUCUGGCAUUAAAUCAGCUUUGUGCAUCGAACGAAAGUACGUUUAGUGGAAAUCCAAUUGUGGCUUUGAAUAAAUAUACAUUUUGGGGUGUCGUCAAUGGGUUGAAUUCAAGCAGAUUAAGGAUUCCCGCUAUAAUGAAGAAAUCACACCUUACAAAUCAAGAGCUGUAUGAUCUUCACAAAUUUCUUAUGUUUUCUGGCAUGACAUUCAUGUUAAUUUAUGAUACAAAGACAUCAAAUAGAAAAUCUAUAAUUACAAUGGCCAUACGCCUAAAUGGUGGGGAUACUACUACGAAAAUAAAUUGUUGUUCUAUGAUUGUGAUUUUAUUUGACGAAGAAGAACUGGUAUCACUUUUUAAGCAAAAGGACCAUAUUAUUCACAAGAUUCGAAAGGUGAUGGAGGAGAGAGGGCAGCUAAAUACCACAAAAAUACCACACAUGGUUAAAUAUAAUUACAUUGAAUCAUGUAUUAAAGAGAAUACUCUAGUGGGAACUGCGAACUACAGGGUUUUUCUUCCAUCGUGA